This is a messenger RNA of Triticum turgidum subsp. durum (durum wheat), 312 nucleotides long. Lineage: Eukaryota; Viridiplantae; Streptophyta; Magnoliopsida; Poales; Poaceae. The record is from the annotation of a GenBank genome assembly.
AUGGACCGUGUGAUGAAGAUGGCGUCAGAGCGGGGGGUGGUGAUCUUCACCUUGAACUCAUGCUGCAUGUGCCACACGGUAACCCGCCUCUUCACCGACCUCGGUGUCAAUGCUCUAGUUCAUGAGCUAGACCAUGAUCCCAAGGGCAAAGAGAUGGAGAGGGCGCUCCUCAAGCUUCUCGGGAAGGGGCCACCCGUCCCAGCAGUGUUCAUCGGUGGAAAGCUUGUCGGCGGCACCAAUAAGGUCAUGUCUCUGCACCUUGGUGGUGAGCUGGUCCCCAUGAUACGGAAUGCAGGUGCCCUAUGGCUGUAG